AUGCAGCCGCCGACAAAACCGAAGCAAGCCAACCCACAGCAACCUCCCUCGCCCCCGAUUUCGCCAUGGACCAAGGCGGACAACCACGUCAACGCCACAUCGAGCGCUUCGGGUGUCAGAGACCCCAUACUCUACCCUGAGGCACCCGCAAGUCCUUCUUCGCCCCUCUUCGACGAACGAAAACUCAGUCCCGCUGAAGUGCACAACGCCGUGUUUGAGCACAUCGCCGCAAGGAGAGCCGCGUCCCUCCCUCACCAUGUUGCGCCUCCGAAACCGCAGGACUACGAGGACUUUCUGUGUUUCACGGAGAACGUGUUUCCGCUAUACCAGCGAAACCCUCGUGCCUGGCUGAGAAGAAACCGCGAGCAAUUGCGUGAAGAUGCUAGAGCUCGUGCCCGCCGUGGUUCUGGAUAUGCGAAACAGGCACACCCAAUCACCGUCAAGCCUCUGAUGGCGCGUCCUUCAAAUACUAUCAUUGCGAAGACGACCGCCCCCAAGCAUACGUCUCCCCAGAGAAACACCUCCAAGGUCACCAAGCCAUCGGCAGGACCCAGACCAGUUCGCGCCCAGACAGUCAAAGCAGCCCGACGUAUUAGUUCCACGCCUGAGCCCCGCAGCCGUCUGGUUCCUCCCAACCGCGAGGACAAGGAUUUCAAUUCCAUCCCAGACUUCUGCCCGCCCCUCAGUUCUCUGCCCGACAAGUCAAACCUCAUGAGAGUCGAUUGGAAGGGCGCUCCCUUGGACCUGAGCAAGGACCCGCACAAGCAUCUCCUUCAUCCAGAUGAGCUUCAGCUGGCGGCCGGCCUAAGGUUGGAUUGUGCAACCUACCUCACCAGCAAGCGCCGCAUCUUCGAGGCCCGUCUGGACUACUACCACAAGGGCAAGGAGUUUCGCAAGACCCAUGCCCAGCAGGCCUGCAAGAUUGACGUCAACAAGGCCUCCAAAUUGCACACAGCAUACGAGAGAGCUGGCUGGCUUGACAAGAGGUGGAUGCAGGACCUGCCUGUUCCUACUCCCCGCUAA
Diaporthe citri is the source of this 1023-nucleotide messenger RNA. RefSeq lists its product as uncharacterized. The transcript has a single exon. The record is from RefSeq and is a predicted model, not a curated record. Gene Ontology annotation, molecular function: protein binding. The coding region runs from base 1 to 1023 and encodes 340 amino acids. NCBI's taxonomy places the organism in Eukaryota, Fungi, Ascomycota, Sordariomycetes, Diaporthales, Diaporthaceae.